This is a messenger RNA of Stegostoma tigrinum, 1861 nucleotides long. RefSeq lists its product as uncharacterized. Lineage: Eukaryota; Metazoa; Chordata; Chondrichthyes; Orectolobiformes; Stegostomatidae. The transcript has 5 exons. The record is from RefSeq and is a predicted model, not a curated record. Bases 184 to 819 code for a protein of 211 amino acids.
AUCCAUUGCUUCCGGUGUGCUGACGCUGCUGGAAUUCGGUUGACGUCGCCAUUUAUCUAGUGAGCGCUGGGAGCGAGAGUACGGUGUGAAGGUGUCUCUGCUUUCAGAGCUUCAAAGGCUCCGGCGUUACUCCUGAAAUUCGGGUUAUUGUUCGGUAUACCUGGUCAGUUCACGUGACUAGAGAUGGAAGCUGCUCUAAAGUCAGCUUACUUGAAUCUUCCUGAGAAACCAAAAUGGUUGGAUGAUAUUAGAAAGGUCACAGAGCUGGGAACGGGUGAAUGUUAUGAAGACUUUCGCGGACUGAAACCAGGUGGAAAAUAUUUGCAACUGGUAUCAGAUAAAGUGAAUCUUCAUAGAGGAAAGGCUGUGAAAUUGCCAAUGGACAUUCCACUAGUAAUUGGGGGCCUGGAUGAUACUGUUUACUGGGGAAGGCCUGACCUGCUUAAAUGUUGGGAAGAUCUCUAUUUGCCCCAGAGAAUGGAUAUGGUGGUCUUGGGCAUGAUUGAAAGUUAUCCAUGCCUGGCGCCAGGGCUUCAGCUUGUCAUCCUCGCUGGUAAGGAUGGUUCAGUAUUUGCCUAUGAAGAAGAAAUGUUGCACAAAAUUGCCAGUGAUUUGGAAGAGCUCUUCUGCAAAGGUCCAGUAUUUCCUGGAACUGAAAUCUAUGAAUAUGGCAGAGGUUUCAGGCCAAAGAAUAACGAAGAAUAUAUGGCAGCCCUCAAAGAAGCUGGGUUGGAAAAGAUCUCCCAAGAUACAAGGAACUUCAUCAGCAGAAAUGCAUCUGAAAUGAAGAAGCUGGUUGAUGACUUGGAUUUCUUGUGAUAUUUUAGGUCUGUCAGUGAGUGGAACAGUGUUACUACUUGGACAGCCAGGUUUGUGUGCGCUGUUUUGCAGCUCAGGACAUUGUUUCCAAGAAAGGUAUUUCAUAGUUCCAUUGUCCCGUUCAUGCCCAGUAACAUGAUCACAAUAUCAUCUGACAUGUCCUUGCAACUUGUCAACAUAAGAGCUGUGACAAAAUUAACCUUAAAUGACUGAGACCAUGUGCUGUAGCAUCUCAAUAAAAAAAAACAAAGAACUGCAGAUGCUUACAAUCAGGAACACAAACAUAGUUGCUGGAAAAUCUCAGCAGGUCCGGCGGCAUCUGUGAAGGAAGAAGAAAGUAUACAUUUCUGAUCUGGUGACCCUUCCUCACUGAACCUGAAACGUUAACUCUGUUUUUUGCUUUCACAGAUGCUGCCAGACCUGCUGAGCUUUUCCAGCAACUGUUUUUGUUGUUGCAGCAGCUCAUUUGAAAGACUUACAAUGAAGGGGAAGCAACUGUUUAUUUUAAAGUUACCGUGUAACUAAUGAAUGUUAGUUUGCAACAAUUUGCACAUGAGGUUAAUCUUGACUGAAGAGUCAGUGUUAGCUUGCUUUCUCUCUGUGGAUGCUGCCUGAUCUGCACGCUCUCUCUUUUUUCAGUACACGUUCAAGCAUCUGCAAUAAUUUGGUCCGACAGGGUGAAUCUUUUAAAUUAAUCACCCUUCAGCUAUGUACUGAGGUUUGGAGUGACCUAAGUCUUGCUCGAAAUAACAUCACGCUAUGUGGUAACAUUUCCCAUGGAAUGCUGAUGUGUCUAUUUGUAUAAUUCAGAAGUUUUCUGAAUAGACUUUAAUGGGUUUGGGAAUAAUACUUAAUUUAGGAAUAGGAAUUAAAAUUAAAAUGUAAAUUUAUAGAUCUCUUUGACUUGCGUUAGUACACUUCAUGUGUAUGCAUCAGUUCUGAAGCUGAGCAGCUGUUGUUCUGCUCUAACUGUAAUAAAAUAGCUUCCAUUUUGGAUCAGUCCUCUUUUUGAGUGAAAGUGACAAUAAACAGCAUCACCUAG